Molecule: messenger RNA, 1761 nt
Organism: Rotaria sp. Silwood2
Lineage: Eukaryota; Metazoa; Rotifera; Eurotatoria; Philodinida; Philodinidae
Source: the annotation of a GenBank genome assembly
AUGGAUGAAUGGCGAAUACAACAGCAACAUCAUAGAAUGAUAUCCGGUGGCGUAGGUCCAAUUCUUGGUUAUCAUACAAUACAUUCAAGAAGUUCUCCAUAUCCAUCACCGCAUCAAAUGAGUGAAAUCAAACAAUCAUAUCAAUAUCAACAAAAUUCAUCAACAGCGUCAUCUAAUCCUCUUUCUCCAUCUAAUUCAGCAACAUCACCAAAUCCAAAUACAACACCAAUAUGUGUUAAAAAUGAUUCCGAUGAUACAACAUUAUCAUCAUCAUUAUCUGAUGAAGUUUCCUCAACUUCAAAUCCUAAUAUUUAUACUCCUAAUAAUACAAAUGUUUCAUAUACAUCUGUUCAAAUGGAACAAAUUCAACAACAACAACAACAACAACAACAACAACAACGAAUCAUGGCUACGAAAACACAUGGUCCCAUGGUUGGUUAUCAUCCAGGUCAACAACAAAUGAUGGCAGCACGAACACGUUCAAUGCCAUAUCCAAUGCCUCCGCCUCCAUCUCAUCAUCAACCUCAUCCAUCUAUGUAUUCACACCCGUCAGGUGCAGUUUGUCAAUGUACUCAACAUAUGCAUACGACUAAUGGUCAUUAUCCAAUGCAUCCAUCACAACAAAUGUAUUAUCAACAACAACAUGAAGUAUGGUAUCGAUACCAACAACAAGCUGCUUGGAGACAACACCAGAUUCAACAGCAACAGCAGCAACAGCAACAACAACAACAACAACAACAACAGCAACAUUUACAUCCUCAUCCUCAGCCAAUACCUAUUGAACAAAGUUAUAAUGCUAUUUUAUCUGAUACAACAUCUACAACAAAAUUAAAAGGAACAAAAACAAAAACAAAAAAGAAACAAAAUACUACAGCUUCAUUAAAUGAAGACUCUCUUAUAAAAUAUCAACCAAUAGCACCACCAUCAUCUUUAAAUAUACCUGUGCAACAACAACAACGUGUAUGUAUUCCCCCACCACUUUCAACAACAUAUUAUCCAUCAGUUUAUUCAACAUCAAAUUCAUAUGUACCAGCUCAACAAUUACCUCCACCAUCAGCAUCUUUAUCUAUUCCACAAGAUCAUCCAAUGUAUGCUCAAACAUCUCCAACAACACUCUCACAUCAUCAAUCUCAAAUAUUCACAAGUCCAUUGAGUAAUCCUGGUACACCACAUCAAAUGCAUAGUAAUGGAGAAUUUAAUGGUACUGCUGAAUUCGGUGUACCAUAUCACCAUGGUGCUCCAGGUUCAGUUAAUUCUCUUACAGAUGCACUUUGUCCUAGUGGUGAUACUAAUGAUAGACAAAUGACACCUGGUCCACCGAGUGUUGGUACACCUCGUGUUGCUCCACAUCAAUAUUCAUUUCCACAUACACCAUUAACUCCUCAAACAAUAAACAAUCAAAAUACAAAUCCUCAUACACCAGUUAUGAUGCCACCGACACCAAAUCCUUUAUCAGCACCACCGACACCUUUAACACGUCCACGAUCGUCAAGUGAUCAAACACAAUUAAUGUCAAAUCAUAAUCAACAAUAUGAACAAAAUAAAUCCAUGAAUAAUGUUGAUGAUUUAGCUGCUUAUCUUAAAGAUCCAACAAAUGUUUAUUUAACUGAUGAUGUAUCAUCCACAUUUUUUGAUGAUAUUGAUGCAUUGGCUGAUACAUAUUUAGGACAACAAUCAAACAAUCAACAACAAGCUAAUGUUGAUAAUAAUUCAGCUGAAGAUAUUCUCUUAAAUUUUCUUUGUUCGGAUCUUACAACAUAA